GAUGUCAAAAGCGAGUUGGGUAAGCAGGCAGCUCCCGCACUCACCUUGACCAUACGGUGCGGGUCAAGAUUCCGACAAGCCGGUUACAAAGUAUCUCACGGCUAUGAACAUAAUGAAAACCCACUCGAUACAUUCACCUUAAGUUUAACCAAUAGGCAAUAACGAAUAUGUACUCACAGGAUUUAACUACUUUUUCUUUUUUUAAUUUAUUUUUUGUAAAAAUGAAUCAUAUAUAUAUAUAUAGAUCUGUUCUUAUGCUGUAGGAACUGUAUGUGUAAAUUAAGAUGUGCGGAGGCUUUUUAUGGUUUAUUGUAUUUUUAUAAGUGAGAACCUGUAAUUGGCUCUGUAAUUCUAUUGGAAGUUCUAGAUAUAUAUAGCGCUGUUGGUUUUCCAUAUACUAAAAUAAAAUAAAAUAAAAUAAAAAAAAAUAAAAAUAAAAUAACGAUUUAAAAGUCUUAUAUGGUUUAAAAUAAUUUACUUGCAGGUGUAGAUAUCAGACUAACAUUUGUAUGUAACUAAGAAAAGUGGAAAAAUAAAAAAAUCGAUACAUGAAAACUCGUGAAAUAGUCGCGGGACAUAACAAUCUAGUUGAUUGCUUCGCAAUCAAAUUAUUGUCGUUGCUAGUUAGUGAGUUUGUUGUGGCCUAGAAGAGUUGAGCCGUCAAAAUGUAUCUAACUUAGUGAGCCGCGCGGGUAUCCGGGCCGUCACCGCCGUAAUGCACCGGACGUAGGCAAUGUUUCAGUACUUUCAGUUCCGACGCUCCAGUCCGCCGGCGGGAGCGCACGGGACGGCCGCGCGACCCUUCUCGUCUCCCGGCCGCGACCGCCUCCGAACGUGAAGCCGAAUCAAAUAUUUACACAGCCCUAAAACCGCUAAUAAAAUUUCAUCGCGCCACUUUACCUUCUCUUCACUCCCAUUCAAAAAUAUGAUUUUACAAUAAAGUUGCAGCUCCGUGUUUUGCAGUUACCGUGACUGCAAUGGCACGAACGACAAGAGACCCUCUCGGGCUGCUGACGCCGCUCGGCAGCAGUACAACCACUGCGACAGCGGUGCCCACCGCCGCCACUGUCACAGUUGCCAAGCAAAGUGCCAACAACAAACGGCCUACGCCUAUCAUCAUCUAUCCCACCGUGACUCCGGAAUCAAUAGUGGUGCCGAUUGUGUCAUGCAUAUUCGGUUUUCCAUUGCUGGCAUUGACCGUUAUAUGUUGCCUUCGAAGAAGAGCGAAACUUGCUAGAGAACGAGCUCGACGCCGAAACUGCGACUUGGAUCGCGGCGAGCUAUCCGUGGUGCGCCUGUCACCGGUAAAAGCGCGGGCGCGCGCGGUCAGUCUGGCGCGCGCCUCGCGCCCGCUGCCGUCCCUCGAGCUGGACACCGUGCUAGAGGAGCGCUCCGACCCCGAGCAGACGACGCUGUCGCAAGUGGAGAUGACUCCAGACCGUGAAGUGGGCGCGAUUUUAUUCGGCGCGGUGGGCGCAAUGGGCACGGCGGCGGCGACGGCUGCGGCGUGUGCGCGCGACAGCUAGCGCCGAGGCUCGGCGCAGCUCGGCGCGCGCUCGCCGCUCUGGGCCGCGCUGACCAGCCAGCCGCUGGACGCCGACGACCCCGACCCCGAUGACCCGGACGCGGACGACCCCGAGCUGGAGAUUGAUGAGCCCAGCUAGCAACUGGACGAGCGCUCGGUGGCUGACAUCGGCGAGCAUAUCAAACUCUUCCUGGACAUUCCCCUUAGAUUUUAGCGAAUAUCAGCCGCAUAUCCGCAGCCUGUGAAGUGUCAAUGUUAGUGUAAACUAGAGCUUUCUUAGUCGGGCCGUUAUACUCCUCACUUGCAGAGAACUCCGCUUUGCAUAAUCUAAGUGUGAAUUUAAGACCUGCCACAACUAAUCUCAGUUAUUGCUUCAAAACAGAAGGGAGUACUCGGUUAGCGAUGGAAAUAUAAGCCCAACUAUAAUCUAUGUAGUUCAAUAAGCUUUAAUCUAGUCCGACGCUUACGUUCUUGCCAUCCAUAAAAGUUGGUCCUUUACUUUUCUCGGGUCGUACUACUCGUACUUAAACUUUGUAAUAUCGGCACGGUCCAAUUUGUUAGAGGUCGUUAGUUAAUAUGAACAUUACGUAUUUAAAUUUGUUAUUCGCUAGAUUUGCCUAUAUAGUUCAGGUUUGAAUUCCUAAUGCACACGUAUAAUAUUAUAUAUGCGACACAAUCAUAAUUAUGUAUUUAAAAAAAAUAGCUAUUUAAGAAAUUGGUUAGUUGUUUUAAAUUGUCGAAAGUUUAUUACAUAAUCUGCAGUUAUAGUACCUAUAUAAAUGUACAGUAGGUUCGAUAAUUCAAAAUAAGGAAAUGUUUUAUAGUAGAAGUCCCAAGACCAACUAUAAACUUAUGAGAUGAGCUGUUAAAAUUAACUAGUUUCCCAUGUUUGUAACUAAUCUUAGCAUAAACUUUAUUAAAACUGUUUACUUAUGUGGCGCGUACCACCACACAAAGUUUGAGGUACUUAGUAUUUUAGCGUGGAAAUAUUCGUACUUUAUAUUUUGAAUGUACUUAUUAAUGAACUACUAAAAUUAAUUAAUUAAAUUGAUUAGAUAUUAGCCCAUUACUUAUUAUAGUCCUUGUAUACAACAAAUUUAUACAAUACCAAAGCAGAGAAAAUCAAAACAA
This is a messenger RNA of Cydia pomonella (codling moth), 2656 nucleotides long. RefSeq lists its product as uncharacterized. Lineage: Eukaryota; Metazoa; Arthropoda; Insecta; Lepidoptera; Tortricidae. Bases 978 to 1526 code for a protein of 182 amino acids. The transcript is spliced from 5 exons. The record is from RefSeq and is a predicted model, not a curated record.